Molecule: messenger RNA, 3299 nt
Organism: Lepus europaeus (European hare)
Lineage: Eukaryota; Metazoa; Chordata; Mammalia; Lagomorpha; Leporidae
Gene: NUFIP1
Product: nuclear FMR1 interacting protein 1
Exons: 10
Coding region: 19-1503 (494 amino acids)
Biological process (GO): box C/D snoRNP assembly
Cellular component (GO): nucleus
Molecular function (GO): RNA binding
Source: RefSeq, a predicted model, not a curated record
UCCUAGCUGGAAGGUGGCAUGGCUGAGCCAGCUAGGGAAUUAGUGGCUCCUAACGAGUGGGUUCCAGCCUCGGAGGUGACGCCCGCGUUGGGGCCCGGGAGCGGCACUGCUUCGCUGCGGAACAACUGGAUGCUGUGGUCGGCGCUGACGCCACCGCCGCCUCCUUCGUCGUCUCCUCUCGCACCCGGGUCAGAGCCUUGCACCGAGGCGCAGCCUCCCAUGCUGGCCCAGUCUCUCUCCGGGGCGCCGCCCCCCUUCGAUGCUCAGAUUCUUCCCGGAGCGCAGCCCCCUUUCGACGCCCAGUCCCCUUUUGAUUCUCAGCCUCAGCGGAGCGGCGUGCCUUCCUGGAAUUUCCAGGCGGCGACCUCAUGGUACUGGGGACAGUCUCCUGAGGGUUUUCCGCUGCAUCAGAAUCCCCACAACCCUCCGGGUAACCAUUCUUACUUUCCACGGAACCAUGAUGCAAAGUUCAAUGACUUCAACAUUCCUCCCAAUAGAAAACAGAAAAAAAAGAAAAGAAAGGAGCCAGUUUUUCACUUUUUUUGUGAUACCUGUGAUCGUGGUUUUAAAAAUCAAGAAAAGUACGACACACACAUGUCUGAACACACAAAAUGUCCGGAAGUAGAUUGUUCUUUCAGUGCACAUGAGAAGAUUGUCCAGUUCCACUGGAAAAAUAUGCAUGCUCCUGGAAUGAAGAAGAUCAAGUUGGACACUCCCGACGAGAUUGCAAGGUGGAGGGAGGAAAGAAGAAGAAACUACCCAACUCUUGCCAAUAUUGAAAGGAAAAAGAAGCUAAAACUUGAAAAAGAAAAGAGAGGAGCAGUAUUGACAACGACACAGUAUGGCAAGAUGAAGGGAAUGGCCAGACAUUCGCAAGUGUCCAAGAUCAGAAGUCCUGGCAGACAAAACAAGUGGAAAAAUGGCAGUGCCCGGCAGGGAGUGGUUGGACCAGGCAAUCACGUGUGUGAUUCGAAACCUAAAGACCCACUUGAGGCAAAUGCAGAUCCUCUUGGUGUCUUGAUCAACAGUGACUCUGAAUCCGAUAAGGAGGAGAAACCACAGCAAACUGUCAUACCCAAGGAAGUGACGCCAGCCUUAUGCUCUCUGAUGAGCAGCUAUGGCAAUCUGUCAGGGUCAGAGAGCGAGCCAGAAGAAACUCCAAUCAAGACUGAAGCAGACAUUCUGGCGGAAAACCAGUUUCUUCCUAGCACUACUCCUCAGAGUCCAAGGCAAGAUGUUAAAGCAACUGUUACAAAUUUCUCAGAAGCCAAGUGUGAGAACCAAAAGAAAAGUUUUAAAAAGACAAACCCUCAGAGGAAAAAAAAUUAUCCUAACUAUCAGACAUUAUUUGAACCAAGAACACACCAUCCAUAUCUCCUGGAAAUGCUUCUCGCUCCAGACAUUCGGCAUGAAAGAAAUGUGAUUUUGCAGUGUGUUCGGUACAUCAUCAAAAAAGACUUUUUUGGACUUGAUUCUAAUUCUGAAAAAACUCAAGAUGUAUGAUGUCUCUACACACAUAACUGAAGCAUGUAAAAGAGUACCAGCCCCAAGUCAGUGGCAGCAAACCAAAACCCCCUUUUCUCCCAAAACUGGAUUAAUUAAAUUGUAAGCCUCAGAGGAGAUUACAUUGGAUCUUCAAGUCUUUCCUUUGGGUCCUUGCAAAUAAAUACAUCACUGAUUUUUUAAAAACUGUGUACUGUGUGUUGUUCAGAUUGUAUAUAAUAUUUAGUGGGAGAAUUUUCCUUUUUUGUUGUAUUGUUCUCAGGUAAGGAAGAUUGCUGGUAGACUAGUUAAGAAUUGAAGUAACUGGUUUAGGGUUAAAGAAGAAAGCUUUUAAAAUAUUCAGUAUAGCUAAGCACAGUUAGAGAAAUACAGCUUUUUUUUUUUUUUUUAAGCUGUAUUUAUUUAUUUGAAAAGGAAAGCGACACACAGUCUCUCUUCUAUCUCCUGGUUCACUCCCCAAAUACCUGCAACAGCCAGGGUUGGGCCAGGCCAAGGCCAGGAGUGCUGCCUCCCAGGGUGCACAUCAGCAGGAAGUUGGAUCAGAAAAGUAGUCAGGACUCAAACCAAGGCACUCCAGUGUGGGAUACCAGCAUCCUGAGUGGCAUCUUAAACCUUGCACAACAGCGCCCUCUCCAGCCUUUCUGUUUUAGUACAGGAAAGGAAGAGUUUUUAUUUGACUAUAGCAAGGGGAAAUAUUUUUAAAAUAAACCAGGUCAAGUUAAUAUAAUCAGGACUUGGAAAUAUUCCUGUUUAUUUUUAAAGACAUAUUGAAACUCACCUAACAUAGCUUAUUGAAUGUUUGAAAUACUGGUAUAGAUAUGGGCUCUGUGUUUAGAUUCAAUUUGCUUUGACCUGUGUAUGUUUAGACUUAAAUUGAAGUGCUUCUUGGUAUGUUUCAGAAUUGGGCCUUUUUUUUCCCAUGAGAAAGUAUGUCAAGAUAGUAUUUGAUGAGGUUCAACUCAUUUCUUAAAACAGAAACAGUGGUUGUGAGAUAAUCUGAAUAAUCUCAAUUUUAAGGCUUUACUUAUCCUAUGAAAGUAGUAAUGGGACUCUAAAAUUUUUUUAAAUCAAAGUUACUGAGAUAUUUUUGUCUCCUGUAAUAUGGGAGAAUUUGAUCUCAUGUUCUAGUCCUUACGCUGGCUAUAACUAUAGCUCUGCCUUCUGACAUAGAGAUAAUGGGAUAGGUUUUAAAAAAUUUCAUCUGCUAUGGGAUUGUUGAAGUUCAUGAAUCUUGCUGGUAAGAGAAAAGAUAAGAAAGACUUCUCCCCUCUUGUCUGCUGGUAAGACCCUCUGCAGAAGCCUGGAAGGCCUGGCAGCUAGUAACACUAAUGACCUCUCAGACCUGAGGUUAACAUUCCUGCUUAGUCACUGUUCUGUCAACCUUGUUGCCACCAUACAAACCUCUGUAUUCUGUUUCACCCUACUCCUCCAUUGAGCUUCCACAUUUUUGGAAGAUUAUCUGCUUAAUACAGUAUUUAGUUCAGUUCCUAGAACAUUGUGAAUUGUUUACUUGUGUGCCUCCACUGUGCCUGUAUUCAAGGUAUAAAAAUGAGUAAGUCCUUGCCUGACUGCAAGGAGCUUUUAGUUUUUACAUAUUCAACACUGUGAUUCCUAGCCUAAUUCAUCUAAUCAGGAUAAAGUAAUGUUCCACACUGAGUUGAUUUUCUAAAACAAAAGCUGCAGUUCUGUCACUGGCGCUUGCAGAUCCCACAGACUUAUCAUUCGUCAAUGAAUUCACAGACUCCUGGAUUCCUCUCAUGGACUACCAUGUCUCCACGAAUGUUGACAGUCACUGA